Messenger RNA from Leptopilina heterotoma, 2889 nucleotides. RefSeq lists its product as uncharacterized. The record is from RefSeq and is a predicted model, not a curated record. Bases 1554 to 2579 code for a protein of 341 amino acids. The transcript is spliced from 8 exons. Lineage: Eukaryota; Metazoa; Arthropoda; Insecta; Hymenoptera; Figitidae.
GAGUUCGUGAAAAAAGUUUUUCCUUUUGGUUUUGAAACUUCGCCGUUUUUGACAAAUUUGUCUUAAUUUAACACCGCCCAGCAUUUAUUAAUUAAAUUAUUUAAAUUCUUACGCAUUUUCAUCAAUUUUUUACAAGGAUGUUCAAUUUUUAUUUUAUAGUGGUAAUCUCAAACCACUGGUUGAAUUUCCUUCAUUUGAUGCAGAGGUAUUUUCAUGAAAGACGAUUACCUUUCCGACGUUGGUGGGUGAAGCCACAUAUACAAGAAGACAUGCGAGAUAAUUUUGGAGCCUACGAAAUGUUGUUUUUAUAUUAUGCAAAUCAUGAUAGCGAAUCUUUCUAUAGUUUGAUGAGAAUGGAUGUGAAAUCGUUUCAAAAAUUGUAUAGUUUUCUGCGUUUAAGACUUAUCAAAAAAAGUUGGAGAAAGCCCUUGAGCGGAGAACUGCGCCUUGCUUUAACACUGAGUUAUCUGGCUUACGGUGAUAGCCUCUUCACUACAUCAAAUUUGUUCCGCGUGGGUAGAAGUACAACGUAUGAAAUUGUAGGAGAAGUUUGUCCUCUGAUAUGGGAAUUGUUGUCGCCGAUUUAUCUUCCGUGGAAAUCUGCCGAUGAGCUUAAAGUUGUUGCCCAGGGUUUUUGUGCAAGAUGGGAUUUUCCAAACUGCAUGGGAGCUCUGGAUGGCAAAGAAAUACGGAUUAAAGCUCCACCACAUUCUGGCAGCAUGUUCUGUGAGUGACUUGUCUGCAUUUCGCAACACCGAUUUAUACAAAGCCCUAGAAAUGGGUGAAAUUGAUCUUCCUAGAGACGAUUUCCUACCUCAAAGCAAUAUUCUUAUGCCAUACUUUUUUAUCGGUGAUGCAAUUUUUGAACGAAACUGACGCCUUUUAACAGAAACAAUAUUGUUUCCGAAGAACAAAGAAUUUUUAAUGAAAGAUUAUCCAGAGCACGAAAUUGUAUCGAAGACUCUUUCGGAAUCUUGACGAGCAAAUGGACAGUUUUCAACAAUCGACUUGAUUUUAAUACAGAAAAGUCGAUAAGCGUUGUUCAAGCAUGCAUAUGUUUACAUAAUUUUGUAAUCAAUGAGGAACUGAUUAAUAAUCCCGAGAGAAGACGAGUUUCUGUUCCCGCGCGAGUCCGUGCAAAUGAAGAAGCAAGGAAUGAAUUAUUUGUUCAUCAUAAUAUGCCUAAUGACGCUUAUGAUCAACAACAUCUUUUAGCCACCUAUUUCAUGUCCCCAGAAGGAGCACUACGUUAAGAAUUUUAGUUACUUUGGUGUUUCAAAAUCCGUGUAUCUAUAUACCCUACGUGCAACAAACAUCACCUCCAGGCACCUUAGGAAGAACGUGGUCCCAAAUAAGUUGCAAAUUAAAAGAGUUGAGAAUCCCAAUAACAGAUCCGCAGAAGAGGUGGAACCAAUUAAGAAGAUCUUUCAAUGGACAUUAUAAAAAAUGCAAUUCCAGUUGGUACUUAUAUUAUGAUCUUCAAUUUUUAGUUCAGCACAGCAGAAUUAAAUCAUUCAAAAAUCCUGGAUCUUCCGGACUUCAAACUGUUCCUAAUGCAAAAAAUACUCAUCUUUCAGUGUCAGAUGUUGAAAUGUCUUCACCGUCUUGCAGCUCUUGGGGAGAGAUCAUCAGAUGGAAAUAAUGAUGCAGAGAAAUCCUCAACUGAUGCGGAAAAUGUUAAUUUUCAUAAUUUAUUAGAAGAUAACGAAGCAACUGACCAAAAACCAUUUUCGAAUUACGAUGUCUUAUAUUUUGAGGAUGAAGUUAUUACAGUUGAUGACGAUAAUGUGAUAUCACAAGCUUCAGAUUUUUUACAAACGUCGUCAUUCUCACAAAUUUCUCCAGUUCAUCAAUCGUUUUCCACUUUUUCGCAAUCACAAUCUUCAUUAUUGCCUUCACAAUAUUCAACUUUGCCAAAUGAAGAUGAUUUUCAAAGUGGCAAUUCUUCAUGUCGACAACAGUCAGAAUUAUUCGAAUCGCAAGUUAAUUCACAAUUACAUUCCACAGAAGAUGAAUUUCAAUCACAAUUAAGAGGAUUUUCAAAAAAUUCAUUGUCGAUUUCUGCACUUCAAAAUCCUUUUGCAACAUUUUCUCAACUUCAAGAACCAUCCACAUCAGCAACCUUACAAUUUGGGGAUUCUUCAAAAAAUUCUUCCACGAUUUCUCAACCGCAUAUUAUUUCUACGACUUCUCAUCAACUCCAAAAGCAAUCAUUAAAUCGAAAUUUAAAAAGAAAAGUAAUGCCUGAUAAACCUAAUGCAUUUGAUGCAUUCCCUACAGCUCCCAAAAUGAGACAAUACACUCGAAUACAAGAUAUUCCUAAAACUCAGUUGACUAGUAAAGCUAAUAAGUUACCGCCGAUAGAUCGAUUUGCAAAAGAAAAAUGUGCCAAAAGGCAAAAUGAAAUGUCCAGUAUUAACGAAGCAAUCUUGCGCACGUCUGAAAAUUUUCAAGAAAUGUCAAAUGCAUUUACUCAAUUCGCGAAAACGAAACAAUUAGUCUUACAAAAACAGUUGCAGAAGACUGAUACUCCUGUCCCUCGUGGAGAUGCUCUCUUUAAUUUAUGUGCAAAUGACUAGAUGCAGAUUGAAGAAAAUAAACAGAAGGAUUUAAUGGACAGAGUCUUAGAUAUCUUGCUGAAAUAUAAAAAAGAUUAGAUGCACUAUUUCGCUGUGUGCUUUUUACGACAAAUGUUAUUUACAUUACUCGUUUGAAAAUGCCCCCCUUCGUCAUUAAUUUUUUCUGUUAAAUGUUAAGUAUCUCUCAAAUAAUUAUUAAAUUACAACAAUAAUAAAUAUCACAGGUAAUUUUAAAGGUUAAAGUGUGUGCUAAUGGUUAUCCACUUGCCAAAGAACCACAAUUUUCUGUUAUAUUUUAUAAAAUUUAAUA